Messenger RNA from Eimeria mitis, 438 nucleotides. Its product is annotated as uridine phosphorylase, putative. The record is from RefSeq and is a predicted model, not a curated record. Gene Ontology annotation, biological process: nucleoside metabolic process. The transcript is spliced from 5 exons. The coding region runs from base 1 to 438 and encodes 145 amino acids. Gene Ontology annotation, molecular function: catalytic activity. Lineage: Eukaryota; Apicomplexa; Conoidasida; Eucoccidiorida; Eimeriidae.
AUGCGCUGCGUUGUGCUAGUAGAGAUGAAGCCGUACAUUAUUACGAGGCCUUGCGCAGCCGAUCCGGAGCUCUCCAGGCUCAUAUACCGGCACGUUGCAGCUCAUGAUCCGGAAUCAGUCUUUGAAGGGUUGAACGUAUCGGCCGAGACUUUCUACAGUUGCCAGGCGCGCGAAGAUCAGCUGUUUCGGGAUGAAAACGAAAACCUCUUGGAAACAUUGCUGCUCUGCGGCGCCCAAACAAUGGAAAUGGAAACGCAUCAGCUGCUGCAUUUAGCAUCCAGAAGAGUAGAACUCAUGAAGGCAGCAGCAGUUCACAUUGGAGUGACCAGUCGUACUAACGACCAGUUCAUGCAUCCUAUCACGCCUUCCCAGCUGAACGAGCUGGUGACUGUAGCGGGCAAAGCCUGUCUCGACGCCCUCGUGGACGUGGCAAUAUGA